CUUUUUAGGGCUUCAGUAGCUCUCUACUUUUCCAGAACCAUGGAAUUCUCAAAAGGCAAUUUUGCAAGAUUUGUGUUGAAAGCAUCUGCAUUAUAGUAGUGCAGGAGAUUCGAACUCAUAAGAUUUUGGCUCAACCAAUUAAGUUAUAUGCCAUGCUGCCACUGUCUUUACUGUGCAAUCUGUGUGUUUCUCGAAUCAUCUUACCCAGAGAAGAGGACGAUUCGGUACAUCAAGCUGACAAAGUUAACCACCAACACAGUAAUUCAUCAGCUUGUUAUCUUUGCAGCUCUAAAUUAUCUGAGCCCUUUAAAUGCUCUGCUCAGACUAGAGAGGUUUCUGUGUUUUCCCCUGUUGUGGGUGAAGAUUUUUGCUCCUCCUCAGUCACUGUUCUGACUGUGAGAAAGAAGGCUCUUGUUUUCAGUGGAGGGGGAUUCAUUGUGACCAACUCAUGCACUGGCGAGAUCGCUUUCAGGGUGGAUGGAAGGGGUCUCAGUUCAACAAACAAAUUGAUUCUCAUGGAUCCUCUGGGAAAGCCUCUGCUAACAUUGCACCGGAAGGCUUUUAGAAUUCUCCACCAUUGGUAUGGAAUCCAUGGAGAAGCAUGCCAUGGCCAGAAGCCCAUUUUCAGCGUGAGCAAAUCAUCAAUGUUUACUAAAAAUGAAGUUGCAGAGGCGUUUGUGGGCUCCACCAGAGGGAAGAAACACUCUUACUAUAAAGUUUUGGGGAAUUACAGUGAGCGACAUUGUAGUAUAUACAAUGGCCUUGGCACUUUAGUUGCAGAGGUGAAGAGGAAAUUUGCAACAUCAGAUGUAAUGUUGUCAAAAGAUGUUUUCAAUGUUGUAGUGAAAGCUGGCAUAGACCAGGCUUUUAUGAUGGGUUUGAUCGUCAUUCUUCAUCAGAUGAGUGGAGAACAUGACUCUAUCUGAAGUUAGACAUCACAUGACUAAUCUAAUCUGAUUUCGAGCUCAUGACUAAACUAAGUUGUUGGAGCUUUUCUAACUAAGAGAUCAGCUUUGUAUCAAUUCAUUUUUAAUUGAGUAAAGCUGAAGUUUAGGAUUGUAUAGAUAUAAGAGAGUUAACAGUAACAUAACAAGGUGCUGAACAAAGAGAUUCAAAGGAAUAUGAUAAAAAAAUCAUUCUUCAUGAUAGGAAUUGUGGUUCCAACUCUGAGUUUGCAUGGUGUAAUUGGAUCACCAUUAGAUUUUCUCUGUAAAGCGAUUUGGGCAACUCUGUCCAUUGGUUAAACGAAUAGUAAUGUAAU
Messenger RNA from Cryptomeria japonica (Japanese cedar), 1261 nucleotides. Its product is annotated as protein LURP-one-related 5-like. The transcript has 3 exons. The record is from RefSeq and is a predicted model, not a curated record. Lineage: Eukaryota; Viridiplantae; Streptophyta; Pinopsida; Cupressales; Cupressaceae. Bases 153 to 926 code for a protein of 257 amino acids.